Messenger RNA from Columba livia (rock pigeon), 5025 nucleotides. It is a transcript of the gene AKAP5, whose product is annotated as A-kinase anchoring protein 5. Gene Ontology annotation, molecular function: calmodulin binding; beta-2 adrenergic receptor binding; GABA receptor binding. Lineage: Eukaryota; Metazoa; Chordata; Aves; Columbiformes; Columbidae. Bases 816 to 2207 code for a protein of 463 amino acids. The record is from RefSeq and is a predicted model, not a curated record. Gene Ontology annotation, cellular component: dendritic spine; excitatory synapse; plasma membrane. Gene Ontology annotation, biological process: positive regulation of adenylate cyclase activity. The transcript is spliced from 2 exons.
GCCGCCCGGUGCCGGGGGGCGGGCCGGGGGCUGGCGGCGGGGGGCGGGGGGCUGCCGGCAGCGCCCUCCCCGCCGGCCCGGGGGGCGCGGCUGCGGCGGGAGGCGGUGGCGGCGGUGCGGAGCGGUGCGGUGCGGUGCGGAGCGGAGCCGCAGAUAAGAGAUGGAAGUGUUGGCCGCGCUUUGCAGCAAACCUCACACAACCUGCGAGGGGAACUGAAGCAGAAAGCAAAGCUGAGACAAAGCAGCGUCUGACCUUGUCACUGGGGGGCAGAAAACAGCCACUGGCUGCCGCUGGUUUUACUGGUGCUUCAAUCAAACUCCCUGUGCAAUGUGGAAUUACAGAGAGCUGAGAAACUGCAAGUUCUUUCCAGGUCCGUGGGGUGAAUAAAAACUGUUACUCUUGGCUUGAUUUGUCAUCCUUUGGGGAACAAAAAAAAACCCAACAAUAAUGUCAGACUGGCAAUUAAAUAGUUGUGUUGUUAGACCAAGCGCAACUUAAGUGGGUUGUCCUGGAGGUGAGAGUGACUCUGGCCAGCAAAGCCAAGGAGAAGCGGGUUCAGCUUCACGUCUACCCAGGAUUCCUUGGAGAAGUGAUAAAGUGAGUAAUAAGACAAAGUGGGAGUUACAAAGCGGAUGCAAUAGCUUCAGCAGAACUUCUCUUCACUGCCACAUCCGCUCGUUAAAAAGCAACUAACAUUGUUUUGAAAACAAUUUUGGGGAAACAAAAUGCAGUUUGAGCGUCUCUGCAGUUCCUGUGUCUGAUACAUUAAUCAAGAAAAUUAGUGAUAUAACACAAACGAAGGAAAGGAGUGAGUAUGGCGAAGGCAGCUAAGGAAAUUCAAAUGGAGAACCCAAGAGAGGUAGAGACUCACAGCACAGGGGCAACGUGUUCCCCGUCAGAGGAACGGGCAGAAAAACCCUCCAUGCUCUGUUUUAAGAAGCGGAAGAAGUCCUGUAAGAAAGGGCAGAGCGUGAAGGAUGCGUGUGAAGGAGCCUCGGAGGAGAAAAGCCAAAGUAUCAGCACCGACCAAGGGGAGGCCAAAGUUUCUAAUCAAUCGCGAUCCUCCAAAGGAGCCUGGGCAGCCAUCAAAAACCUCGCAAGACCUCGGAGAAGGCAAAAAUCCUCCUCGUGGAAGAAGGUGCCCUCUGAUUCCCGAGUGCAGCUGGAGGUGGAUGCUGAGGAGGGCCGUGCACAAGGCGUCCCAAAGAAACGGGUCAGCUCUGGGGUGAAGAUGCCCUGUGUACGGUUCUCCAGAAGCAAGAAAAAGCUCAGCCCCUCUGAAGCCGUGGAGGAUUCGGAGGGCAGCGUGCAAGCAAAUGAGGUGAUGGGCAUUUCGAAUAAAGCUAGUGAAGAGAUGGAGGAUUUGGCCCCACCGGAUAAGUCUGAAUCCUUCAGCCCAGUCUCUGCGGAGGAGGACCAGGAGACGGUGAAGGAAAGCGUCAACUCUGUUGGGAAGAGCGAGCCCUUAGAGCCCACACCUGAUGCAGAGGAACAUACAGAGUGCCCUGCUCAGUCGGAGGUAACUGAGUCAGAGACAGUUAAUGAAACAGCCCGGGAGGCACCGCCGGAGGGGACCCUGCCCCAAAACACAGUCCAUGCGGAAUGUGGGGAAGCUGCUCCCGAAGCGCCUGUUUCCAAGGAUCAACCCGACAGCACCCCUGAAACCACGGAGCUGCAGGAAAUCCCUGAUGCCUGCAGAGAGCUGCCUGAAGGGGAUGAAUCAGAAAAGAGUGUAAAUCUUCCCGAGGAGUGCAAAGCCGAAGAAACUGUAAUGGAUUUCAGUCAGUCGGCAUUUAAAGAUGAUGUGAGCGUGCAGGGCUGCUCCAGCCAGCAGGUGAGUUUAGCAGCAAGCAUGGGCACUGGAGUUGGCAUCGUCAUCACUGUCACCGAAGCCGAGGACUCUGACAACACUGACUCUGACCAGGCCUACGAGCCAUCCCCGGUUUUGCACCACAAGAAGCAAAGAGGGAAUAAAAAAUCAAGCGAGAGCUUUGAUUUUGGUACAAAAGAGGGCCCCGAGGCCGGUGGUGGUCCCCAGGCAGAGGAGAAAGGUCCAGGUGACCAUGGGCACAGAACUGGGGAGCAGUACGAAUUGCUCCUCAUUGAAACGGCAUCUUCCCUCGUGAAGGCAGCCAUUCAGUCAUCCAUCGAGCAGCUAGUCAGUGAAAUGGCUCUGGAACAGAAUAAACACAACAGUUUUCUGUGAUGGCAGUGAUGACCCCAAAAGAAAGAGUACAGGGAGUGAUUUAAAACUCCAUUUGGCCUGGGGGGGAGAAAGCUUGGAGGGCUUCCGGGGCCGAGGUGUAGUUAAUUCUGCAUGCCCAUUCAGUUGUGUGUCUAUGUGAAAUGGAUCCUGGGCUGUGGGACAGACCCUGCUACGCACAGCCUGUCCCCUGGGGCUGGGGCUUCAGGCAGUGCCAUCAGCCGCAGCUGCGGGAAGAUGAAGGUGUUGCAGCAACUGUGUUUUCAUCUAGUGGCAUUUUUACAUUAAGGCCACGUCUCUGACACCGUCCAUGCCAGGUAUCCCUCUUGUUCAUGCUGUAGAUCUGUAUGCACCACGUGUCUAGCGAAAGGUCCCGAGAGGUGCUGAGCACCCGACCUGCUGCUGGGCUGGAUUCGGGGCACGUCGGACGGGGCUGGAGGUUUGCCCUGGGCUUCGGUGGAGACAAGGGAGGAUGAAGUGACUGCAAUGUUAACACAAAAACAUCAAUGCCUGACAUGCUCAGGCCAGCGUUUAGUAUUGCAAACAGGUACUUGCUAUGUACAGAUGCCAGAAGCUGCAUCGCCCCUGCUGUCACGUCGCAUGAAGCUGGAUGGUUGCAGUGAGCGACGUUUUCCAUUUGGCCUCUUCCCCUGUCACAAGCAGCCUGUGCAUUUCCAGACACGUUAAGGCACAGCAUCAGCCGCUCGCCUUGCUGACCCCAAGCUGCGCGAAUGCCAAGAAAACGACAUCGCUUCGUUUGCUGGGGGCUCGUUCUCGCACCAUUAAACUCAAUGGGCAGAAUUCCCAGCGGCAUUGGUGGCGCGGGCUGGGCAGGAACGUGCCUGCUGUGGCCAGCCCCUCUGCGUCCUUCGCCUCGCUCCACCCCAGUCACGAUGUCGUGGUGAAGCUCUCCUCAGAUGGAGCAUAUUUUUGAUAUAAGGCAUGUGAUAUAAAUAGCAGUGAGCUGCAUGCAUGUUAGCAGUCAGCUAGGCUGAGACAUUGGGGUUGUUCAGUCUGAAGAAGAAAAGGCUCCAGGGAGACCUUAUUGUGGCCUUUCCAUACUUCAAAGGGGCUGAUAAGAAAGAUGGGGACAGACUUUUUAGCAGGGCCUGUUGCAAUAGGACAAUGGGUGAUGGUUUUAAACUAAAAUAGGGGAGAGUCAGGCUAAGCAUAAGGAAUAGAUUUUUUACAAGAGGAUGGUGAAACCCUGGCCCAGGUUGCCCAGAGAGGUGGUGGAUGCCCCAUCCCUGGAGACAUCCCAGGCCAGGCUGGACAGGGCCCUGAGCAACCUGAUCUGGUGAAGAUGUCCCUGCUCAUGGCAGGGAGGUUUGACUAGAUGAGCUUUGAAGGUCCCUUCCAACCCAAACUGUUCUAUGAUUCUGUGAUUCUAUGAUUCUCUUGCCUCCAUCUUUACAUAGUUUGGGCAGCUGUGAUGUUCUGCUGGUGCUGGGAUGGCUGUAAGUGGGGAGGAGAGUUGGUCUGAGCACUGCCAGUGUCCCUGGGUGCUGGGGGCAGCCUGUUCCGCAAGGUUCCCCCCGCACAGCAAAGCCCACUCGGCUUCAGUGAGUCUGGGCAUCCCCUGGGAAACGUGCAUUGCUCCAGCGGGCUCUGGCUGGCUCCAGCACGCCAUGUAGCCUGCUCUGAAACACGCAGGGAAAUGCCAGAGAGAUCUUACCAAAGUCCUCAGGGAAAACAUCUAGACGUGAGAGCCUGGGGACAUGGCUGUAAAAUGCCUGGACAGACCAAUUGCCAUCAAAACCCCACCAACUGCCCUUCUCUGAUGGGGUUUGCACCAGCAUAGUGUGUGUGUGUGUGUGUGAGCGUCGCCUCUAACUACCAGCUCUCCAAGAGAAAAGAGCCUUUUAAUAAUUUGGGAUUGCAUCUGAGCAGCUGGGAUUUAUGUACAGCUGCGGGCAAGUCAGCCUGUUCUGAGAAAAUUCUCCUGUGUAUUUCUCAGCCGAUACAGAAAUAGCAGCCUCGCUUGGCAAUUGCUCACUGACCAUAGGCGGUUCACUGAGAUUUCCCUUCCCAGCCUAGGAUUUGGAUUUCUGUUCAAAUAUAAGGGCUGUAAACUUUCCUGGUACCUGGUGCGCAACCACAUUUUAAAGUUUGAUAAAGCCUCUCUGUUGUUACGAGAGGACUGCGAGCAGCGAGUGCCACGGCUUGUUUCUGUGCAAGUAAAACUUAAGGAAAAAUCAGAGGAUGUAAAAAAAGCAACAAAAAAGGUGUCUUUUUCUGUGAAUUUAUUUGAUAAGUUAUCAGAUAUUGAUACUUCAGUGUGUACAAUUUUCAUGGCUCUGUACUUCACACUGGUUCUUCCAAGUAUUUCGCCGUGGUUUUGAGAGGCACUCUUUGAAGAGUUUGGUAUGUACUUUGGAGCUGCCGCAGCACUGUGGAGGAGCCGUGCUGGUGCUGGAGGCUGCUGACGGGAUCGCACGGGAUCACACCGGGCACCGCGGCCAGUUGGUGCCAAGCAAAGGGCUGCAGCAUCUCUGUGGGACCCACUGGCGUCAGCUGCGGAGGACAAUGUCUGGGGUUCUGGUGAAGAAACCCAAAAUGACCCCACGGGGCCAGGCUGUCAUCUUCUGUCAGCCCGCUAAGCAGUUUUGAGAAGAUUUCUUGUAUUUCAGUAUUGCCUUUUAGGAGAAACAUGUCUUCAAAAGUAGGAGAACGGCAGAAAUGCUUUGGUCCAGCGUGGCCCCUGUACCUGUUGCUCCGCAUCCAGGGUUGUGUUUGCACCCUUUCUGUAGCUCUUUUUUCCCCUCGGUUAUAGCUGUACAUAUAACUGAUGAUUAUUUCAUUAAAGCUGAAUGUACCUGUU